AUGAUGCUGAAUGAGUGGGCUGUGAGUCACCUUGCUGAGUUCCAGAAGUACCAUCCAAAGGUUGUGAGUAAGAAGAAGAGGGUACCCAUGAAAUGGCAGUGUCCUCCUAGUGGGAGAUUGAAGAUAAAUGUGGAUGGAGCGUUUAGAGCGGAUGUGGGUUGUGGAGGCAUUGGUGUAGUAGUCAGGGAUGAUGUUGGCAUGGGUAUUGCUGCUUUGGCUAGGUCUUUUCUACAUGCACACUCAGUCCUCAAUAUGGAAGCUGAGGCGUGCAGAGCUGGUUUACUUCUUAGUAUUCAUCAGGGUUGGCCUGAAAUUGAAAUUGAAAGCGACUCUGCCAUUCUAGUUGCUGCACUUAAUAGCGGAGAGAAGAAUUUCUCGGAGGUAAGUCGGAUUCUAGAUGAUUGUAAGGAUUAUAUGUCUUCUUUUCAAUCUGUUAGGAUUCGUCAUAUCUACCGUGAAGCUAAUUGUGUUGCAGAUAGGCUUGCACACCUAGCUAGUUUGUUUUAUAUUGAUGAUGUGUGGUUAGAGGAAACUCCUGCUAUUAUUCAGGAUGUUCUCUAUAACGAUUAUUGUAAUAGUACUUAUGUUGCUCGGGGUUCAGGACACAAUUUUUGUGUUCUAAUAAGGUAA
Molecule: messenger RNA, 630 nt
Organism: Rosa rugosa (rugosa rose)
Lineage: Eukaryota; Viridiplantae; Streptophyta; Magnoliopsida; Rosales; Rosaceae
Exons: 2
Coding region: 1-630 (209 amino acids)
Molecular function (GO): RNA-DNA hybrid ribonuclease activity; nucleic acid binding
Source: RefSeq, a predicted model, not a curated record